UGGCCGGGCUGGGCGCCGGGAGUGGGAAGCGACGGCGCGGUUGGAAAAUGCCGGUCCAUUCCCGAGGGGAUAAGAAAGAGACGAACCAYCACGAUGAGAUGGAGGUGGACUACGCCGAAAAUGAGGGGAGCAGCUCCGAGGACGAGGACACUGAGAGCUCGUCGGUCUCUGAGGAUGGAGAUAGCUCAGAAAUUUGGGAAGAGGACACAGUGGGAGCAUGAGUAUCAGUCCAAGAUAACUUAUGAAAUGGAUGACGAAGACUGUGAAAGAAGAAGAAUGGAAUGUUUAGAUGAAAUGUCCAAUCUUGAAAAACAGUUUACAGAUCUCAAAGAUCAACUUUAUAAAGAACGAUUAAGUCAGGUGGAUGCGAAACUGCAAGAAGUCAUAGCUGGAAAAGCACCAGAAUAUUUGGAACCACUGGCAACUUUGCAAGAAAAUAUGCAAAUUCGUACAAAGGUAGCAGGAAUCUAUAGAGAGCUCUGCUUAGAAUCUGUAAAGAACAAAUAUGAAUGUGAAAUUCAAGCUUCUCGCCAGCAUUGUGAGAGUGAAAAGCUUUUGUUAUACGAUACAGUCCAGAGUGAGCUGGAGGAGAAGAUAAGAAGGCUUGAGGAGGACAGGCACAGCAUUGACAUUACUUCAGAGUUGUGGAAUGAUGAACUUCAGUCAAGAAAAAAGAGAAAGGAUCCUUUCAGUCCUGACAAAAAGAAGCCAGUUGUUGUCUCAGGUCCAUAUAUAGUUUAUAUGCUACAAGAUCUUGAUAUUCUUGAAGACUGGACAACAAUUAGGAAGGCAAUGGCUACACUGGGUCCACACAGAGUGAAAACAGAACCACCUGUGAAACUGGAAAAACAUCUGCACAGUGCUAGAUCUGAAGAGGGAAGACUAUAUUAUGAUGGUGAAUGGUACAUACGUGGACAGACAAUAUGUAUUGAUAAAAAAGAUGAAUGUCCUACGAGUGCCGUAAUUACAACAAUUAACCAUGAUGAAGUUUGGUUUAAGAGGCCUGAUGGAAGCAAAUCUAAGCUUUACAUUUCCCAACUACAGAAAGGAAAAUAUUCAAUUAAACAUUCGUAAUCAUGAUUUAAGUGUUAUCUAAAUYUACCUUAUUAGUGUUACCAAGUGUGAUUUGCCAAGGGAGUAAAAAACUGUAUUCAAUAAUUUAAUAUUCUCAUCAAAUCCUGAGAGAAUGUGUAUUUGUAGGUAGUACUCUAAGUAGAUCUCCUAUUGAUAUGUUAUUAAAAGAAAUACUAAUAACAAUUUAAUCAUGAUCAGUACAUUUAUAUUAUGUACAAUGACCAAUAAGUGUAUAUGGUAGGGAUUUCUUUUUAAUAAUUUUUUGUUUUUAAAAAAAUUAUGCAAAUCUGCCUCAUCUUUAGUGAACUAUGGCUACAUUUAUCUGCAGUUUUAAAAUUUUCCAUAUCUUUGUCACUCAUCAUGUUUGUAAAUAAGACUGAUAAAAUGUUUCCUAUGAAUGGUUUGUACCAGUACAUUAGUGUGAAAUCAGAAUUGAAAUUUAAACAUAUAUUGUGAGUAUGUAUAUAUGGCAUCAUCAGCUUAUUUAGAACUGAUGGCCUUACCUUACAAUCUUGUUUUACCCAAAAUUAAACUAUUGGGUUUGAAAGCUAAAAGGAGCACUUUUGUAGAAUAGCUUUCCUUUUCCUCUUCCUUGAUUGUAUGGUGGUGACCUUUUUUAAUGAAUUAUACUUAAUGUUAAUUAGUAAAAUUAGUGUCAAGUGAUAACAUGUUUCUACCUGUAUUUCUUGUGACCCUUUUGAGGGCAGGUGUUCAUGCCUGGUAUUUAUGAUGCAGUAUGUUAGUGGUGAAUAGUAACUGACAGUAUUGUGGUGCUUGCUGUACAUGUCUGAUCUUUUGAAACAGAUUUUUAGUAAGCAUUUUCCAGAGGUAAAAACUAGGUCCUUAUUCUAAUUUUAUUCAUAGGGCAAAAUAGGGAUAAUUUCCUUGAGUCUAUUCCCAAAUUAAUAUUUUUAUCUUUGGCGUUUUUACACUUUAGGGCCAUUUGGUGCAAUUUAGAGAGUGUUGGCCUCCCUUCCCAUAGCCACAUUCAAAAUGAACUUCCAAAGCCUCAGGAACAGUACAAAGAAUUGAAACCCUCAAUAUGGCAGCACAGUUGGCUGUAGUAUAUAUUUAGGGUACAACCAAAUCAUGUAUUCCUGGUGGUCUUAUGCACUUUAAUUUCUGUUACAACAAGACUUAAGAGGAUGAGGAAGAAAUCUACAUAUUAACACUUAGUGCCAGAGUAUCUGCAUGAUUCCGUUUGUUUUCUUACUGUUUUACCUCUGCAAACAUCCUGUGCAGAUCACUACUUCGCAGUUGCCAAAUUUUAAAACAUUUGACUUCUGAAAUUCAAUAUCAGCAAAGUUAUGCUACUUUGUUUUAUUUCUAAUUAACCUUAGCAACUGUACAUAAUGUCAUAAUCCAGUAUUUGACAGUUCUUAUGUAUACAAUGUUUGAUAAGCAUUUUUAAUAAGAUUUGUAUUUUUAAAUUUAGUAUAUAAUAAAAAGAUGUGCUUGAGUGUCAUUUGCAGUGUCUUGAAUUACUUCCGCACAUUUAGUUCUUUUAUUAUUUGUAACCUGUCCACUUCUAAGAAAGAUUUGAACUGUUUUAACAUUAAUAGAUAUGGAGUGGUAGAGUGUUGCACAAGUGUUUCUGCUUUCCUAAACCACAAUUAAGCCUCUUUUGGGUUCUAUUUGGAUGUUGAAGAAAGCUAAGUUAUGCUUAAUUAAAAAUAUUCAUGCAUACAUAUUGUACUUUAAU
Messenger RNA from Urocitellus parryii (Arctic ground squirrel), 2776 nucleotides. NCBI's taxonomy places the organism in Eukaryota, Metazoa, Chordata, Mammalia, Rodentia, Sciuridae. The record is from RefSeq and is a predicted model, not a curated record.